Pararge aegeria (speckled wood butterfly) is the source of this 1909-nucleotide messenger RNA. RefSeq names its product solute carrier organic anion transporter family member 74D-like. The coding region runs from base 1 to 1764 and encodes 587 amino acids. Gene Ontology annotation, biological process: sodium-independent organic anion transport; transmembrane transport. The transcript has 12 exons. Gene Ontology annotation, cellular component: membrane. NCBI's taxonomy places the organism in Eukaryota, Metazoa, Arthropoda, Insecta, Lepidoptera, Nymphalidae. The record is from RefSeq and is a predicted model, not a curated record. Gene Ontology annotation, molecular function: protein binding.
AUGCCUCGCUGCGGUGGUUUUAAAGUCGUUUUAGAGAGGCAUACGCCUUUUGCCAUUUUCAUGAAGGUGAUAGCGAAAGGAUGGUUCUUACUCCGCAAGUACAUCCUCACGAUACCGCGGUUCGACCUGUUCCUGCAGGGGGCGCUGCUCAUCGUGGUCUUCCUCGAAAGCUACGUGUUCUUGCUUCUGAGGAGAAGCGCCGGGACAGGAUACCUGCGGACUAUCAAUGAAGAUUGGGUGCAGCUAGGAGUUGGAGGCGCGGAGUUCCUGUUAGGGGCAGUCGUAGCGUGGUGGGGAAGAGGGAUGCGGCACUUCGCGCUAUCGGGUUGGUUGGGCGCGACGGCCGUGUCGGGACUGAUCGUGCUGGCAUUUCCUUUUGCUGAAUCUGGUCGACCUCCGGUAGAACUUUGUGGAGGUGGCAUCAUCUCAACCUACUCUGAUCCACAAGAGAACCAAUCCGUCGAAGAUGAGUUCUUGGUUCCACGCACAGUGUUCCUGAUCCUCACAGCGGUGCUCUGCGCUCUGACCAAGAUCAGCGUCUGGGCGCACGGGAUUACAUACCUCGAUGACCAUGAGCCAGAAAGCGGGCCGUAUUUUUACGGAAUCCUUAUCUCCAUCCGUCUGUCCCUUGGUUUGAGUGGGCAGAACUGGAUGCGGGGCGUAUCAGUGCGGGACGACUGGUGGGAGGCGCACAUAUCCCUGGCGAUGCUCACCCUGAUGUUCUCUAUACUGUUCACCCUCUUUCCGAGGAGGAUGGACGGGUAUAAAGAGUUCGAGGAAAAGGAAUAUAAUUGCAUCUUGAAACCAAUCGGUCGCAUGCUGCGGAACAAGGCGGUGGUGUUUCAGACCGUGGCCCUCGCCCUUCUCAACACAGCUUUAUUUGGCUAUGUGAACCAUGACACGGCUACCAUACAGGCAAAGUUUCACGUGGAAACCUUGACUCAGGAUCCUCGGACGACAAGGACUAUUAUGGACAUUUUCCGCUCCCUGGUCCUCAUUUUCUUUGUCACGAUUUUCCGUAUGCGAUUCUCCGUCCGACGCAGCGACGGUGUGAAGUCAAACACGGCGUCCAAAGUAGGAGGCGGGGUCUGUGUGCUAGUCGCUGUGUUCUUCUGCGUGCUGGCGGGCUUGCACUGCAACACAGGAGUCAUAGACGGGCUCGAACACGGCCAGUUUCAACAACCUGAGUGUAGCUCUGAGUGCGGGUGUGGAUCUGAAAGGUACGGAUUCGUCCCGGUGUGCAUUCUGAACACUUCCACCACAUACUUCUCGCCUUGCCACGCUGGUUGCCAGGAAUAUGAAGAUCUCAAUGGAUUCCUGUUGUUUGACGAUUGCAAGUGUGGUCCUCACCGCGCGGUCCGAGGAAGCUGUACUCUCCCGGAGUGCUGGCUACCGUACUCCAUUUACCUGGUCUUCUUCACUCUGGCCCUCGCUGCUGCAGCGGCAUCAUUCCUCAUGCAGGGAAUGGUGAUAUUGCGUGCAGUGCGCCGGAGAGACAAGCCUAUAGCCAUCGGCGUCAGCUUCGCCCUCAUCGGAUUGCUGUCGCACGUGCUGGGGCACUUUAUCUACAUGAUUAUCAGUUAUUACACCUGUGCUUAUGAGAAGGACGGCAUCUGUCUCCUCCACAACUACUCCAUAUGGUCAAUAGGAGCUGUAAGCGCAGGGCUUUCUGUACUCUCUGGCAUCUUCAGCUUUAUAGCGAGUCGGUACCCGGCCGCGCCCGAACUCCUCGUCACUUCUGACAUCUACACUGAUGAUAGAUGAUCACGGAAAGGGGUCAAGUAUAAUUAGUAGUACUUUCCUACUGUUUAAGGCCCAAUCGAGUUAUAGUCUUAGUUUCAAAUCAGAGAUGCGCUUGAAGUUAUUUAAGAAAAUAGUUAAUAGAAAAGUAGAAAAUAGUUUUGUUACG